Messenger RNA from Saccostrea cuccullata (small rock oyster), 444 nucleotides. RefSeq lists its product as uncharacterized. The transcript is spliced from 3 exons. The record is from RefSeq and is a predicted model, not a curated record. Lineage: Eukaryota; Metazoa; Mollusca; Bivalvia; Ostreida; Ostreidae. Bases 1 to 444 code for a protein of 147 amino acids.
AUGGAGGAUUUUAUGGAUGAUAGUAUGUUUGACAACAUCACAGACCAGAAUUCUGAUGCCGAAAGCUCCACUCAUGACAUUACACAAAAUGACGAAAAUUCUGAAGAACUGCCAAUGGAGGAGCCAGAACCUUGUCAUUUGGAGGAAAAAUUUUUAGUAUUCAAGUGGCAGCUACUACAACUCUUUCAGUUUUGUCCAAAAUGUCAUCUUCCAGCUCGUGGCAUUAUCGAUAAGAGAGUUGGAACUUGCAUUCACAUAGUGCAAAAGUCCUCUGCAUGUAACUUUGUCAAUAAUUGGGCCAGUCAACCUUAUAUUGGCAAAAUGCCAGCUGGAAAUCUUCUUCUUUCAGGUUCCAUUUUAUAUUCUGGCAGUCUUAGUAGCAAGUGCCUACUAAUGUUCAAGUUGUUGAAUAUGGCUUGUUUUGGAUGCAGUACGUUUUUUUAG